This is a messenger RNA of Meriones unguiculatus (Mongolian gerbil), 1787 nucleotides long. It is a transcript of the gene Mvd, whose product is annotated as mevalonate diphosphate decarboxylase. Gene Ontology annotation, cellular component: cytosol. Lineage: Eukaryota; Metazoa; Chordata; Mammalia; Rodentia; Muridae. Gene Ontology annotation, molecular function: ATP binding; diphosphomevalonate decarboxylase activity. The transcript is spliced from 10 exons. Gene Ontology annotation, biological process: isoprenoid biosynthetic process; isopentenyl diphosphate biosynthetic process, mevalonate pathway. The record is from RefSeq and is a predicted model, not a curated record. The coding region runs from base 21 to 1304 and encodes 427 amino acids.
CGCGUCUGUGGGCCAAUCAUAUGGCAGCGCGUGAGACUGCGAACCCCGGUAGGGAACCGGUGCUGGGCUCUGCAACGCCGGACUCCAGCCUCUCGGCCAUGGCCUCGGAAACGUCUCAGGAUCUCGUCGUCACCUGCACUGCGCCGGUCAACAUCGCGGUUAUCAAGUACUGGGGGAAGCGAGAUGAAGCACUGAUCCUGCCCAUCAACUCCUCUCUGAGCGUCACACUGCACCAGGACCAGCUAAAAACUACCACAACUGCUGCCAUCAGCAGGCACUUCACAGAGGACCGCAUCUGGCUGAAUGGUCAAGAAGAGGAUGUGGGGCAGCCACGGCUCCAGGCCUGCCUGCGGGAGAUUCGCCGCCUCGCUCGGAAGCGGAGGGGCGGAGGAGAUGGGGACGCUCUACCCCUCAGCCUCAGCUAUAAGGUGCACGUGGCCUCAGUGAACAACUUUCCCACUGCCGCAGGCCUGGCGUCCUCAGCAGCAGGCUAUGCCUGCCUAGCCUACACCUUGGCCCGGGUCUACGGCGUUGAGGGGGACCUCUCUGAAGUGGCUCGGCGGGGCUCAGGUAGCGCGUGCCGCAGUCUCUACGGGGGCUUCGUGGAAUGGCAGAUGGGGGAGAAGGCAGAUGGGAAGGAUAGCAUCGCCCGGCAGAUAGCCCCAGAGUGCCACUGGCCCCAGCUCCGAGUCCUUAUCCUUGUGGUGAACGCGGAGAAGAAGCACACGGGCAGCACGGUGGGCAUGCAGACCAGCGUGGAGACCAGCACCCUGCUCAAGUUCCGGGCUGAGUCUGUGGUGCCCGAGCGCAUGAAGGAGAUGACCCGCUGCAUCCAAGAGCGGGACUUCCAGGCCUUCGCCCAGCUGACCAUGAAGGACAGCAAUCAGUUCCAUGCUACCUGCCUCGAUACCUUCCCGCCCAUCUCCUACCUCAAUGACACCUCCAGGGCCGUCAUCCAGCUAGUGCACUGCUUCAACACACACCACGGGCAGAUGAAGGUGGCAUACACAUUCGAUGCAGGCCCCAAUGCUGUGAUCUUCACCCUGGACGACACUGUGGCUGAGUUCGUGGCGGCUGUAAGGCACAGCUUUCCCCCUGCAGCAAAUGGAGACAAGUUCUUAAAGGGGCUGCAGGUGUCGCCUGCUGUGCUCUCUGAUGAGCUGAAAGCUGCUCUGGCUGUGGAGCCCAGGCCUGCUGCUGUCAAGUACAUCAUUUCCACUCAGGUCGGACCAGGACCUCAAGUCCUAGACAACUCACAUGUUCAUCUGCUAGGCCCGGAUGGCCUACCCCGACGGGACCCUUGACCUCUUCCGUGUCCAGUCCCUUGUGUCAUUUGGAGAAAGGGUUGCUCUCUGGGACUGGGGAACUGGUGUGCUGAUUGGCCAUGCCUGAGGGUCGCUUGGUGACAAUGCUAUGCCAUUGCGUAUUGAUGAGCAGCUGCCUAGGCAGCCGGGGGUCCCCAAGCCUCACGUUCCCUGAAAGGCUUGCUGACCCACUCUGUUCCAGACAGGAGCUCAUUAGGGAAGGGGAGUCAAUGUCGCUCCUGUUAAAGGUGCUCUGAGGAUCUCUGUACCAGCUAAAGCGUGGAGGACAGCAGCUGCAGACAGCAGGGCAUCUGUUGAGACUCCGGCUCCUAAACUCAGGCCACACCGCGGAUGGAAUAUUUCUUUAUAGAGCCCAGUGACCCCUCCUGGUGAGGGCAGAGACUGUUGAGCCCCAGGGGCGGGUCCAUUGUGGGUGUGGGUGCUGACCUGCUGACUGCAGGAAUGAAAGGUACUGCUGCUGCC